Molecule: messenger RNA, 795 nt
Organism: Chaetomium fimeti
Lineage: Eukaryota; Fungi; Ascomycota; Sordariomycetes; Sordariales; Chaetomiaceae
Product: endoplasmic reticulum-based factor for assembly of V-ATPase-domain-containing protein
Exons: 2
Coding region: 1-795 (264 amino acids)
Biological process (GO): vacuolar proton-transporting V-type ATPase complex assembly
Cellular component (GO): endomembrane system
Source: RefSeq, a predicted model, not a curated record
AUGACGCCCCGUAUCGUGGCGGGGUUGCAGUCUCUGAGCAAACCACGCAAUUCGCAAAACGCAGCAGCUCGGCCUCGGGACUCUGACGAUUCCGAGCCUUCGCUUGAAGGUCCAGCUGUCGGCAACCCCGUCACUCAUUCACAAAUCGUGGAUAUCUGGAAAACGCUCAACGAUAUCGGUUGUGGAGAUUAUACUCUGGAGGAACUUUUGAAGGGAUCCAAGGUCUACGUACCGCCGCCAGCCCCGAAGUCCGAGCCGUCGGACGACUACAAAGCACUUAUGGCGCGGCUUCGCCGGGAGCAGGAACAGCGGGAGUAUGAACGAAUGGCGAAUCCGCUGCCGCCGAUGGAGACGUUCUCUCAGCGGUAUCCCAACGGCGCAAACAUGGCUCAAGCGUUUGCAGCAGUGAACCGGCCGACCAAUGAAGCGGAUAUGGGCGAUGAUGAUGUGACAUACAACGACGUGCAUCGCCAGCUAAUGUUGAUUCUCAACUUCGUGGCGAGCAUACUGGGGGUUGCUGCAACGCUCUGGAUCGUGGCUAGGUGGUGGAGCACGCCAGCCAGACUGUUUCUGACUAUGGGCGGCAGCCUUCUGGUUGGAAUUGCGGAGAUCGCCGUGUAUUCUGGAUACGUAUGGCACCUCGGCCAGGCCGACAAGAAGGACAAGACUUUGAAGGAAGUCAAGGAAGUCCUCCAGACCUGGACUGUCGGGGUCGAGAAUGAAGCCGUUGUAGUUGGUGGAGAGCCACGGGAUCAGGACGCAAACCUUCGGCAGCGGCAGAAGGGCCACAGAUAA